AUGCGGUCUGCAGCGAGGCUGCUCUAUGCAGCAGUGUUCGCACUUGCUGGCUUGAGCCAUGCCGCCGUUCAUAAUCCUGAACUAGACCCAACCAAGUGUGCACUCGAACCUUCCGCCAUGGUAUCGGAUGCCUGUGUCUCAUAUGGCGAGAUCAACGGCAUGAAUGACCUGAUUUACACGACACUCACCUCCCUCACACAAGAAACCGAUUUCUUCUCCUACUACCGCCUCAACCUGUUUAAUAGAGAGUGCCCCUUCUGGAACGAUGCUAAUAGCAUGUGUGGAAACAUCGCCUGUGCCGUGAACACCAUUGACUCGGAGGAAGAUAUCCCGCUGACAUGGCGGGCGGAAGAACUCAGCAAACUAGAGGGCCCCAAGGCGAACCAUCCAUCCCGCAAUAUUCAAGCCGAGCGUCCGAAAGAACGCCCGCUCCAGGGAGAGCUGGGUGAAGAUGUCGGCGAGAGUUGUGUGGUGGAAUAUGACGACGAGUGUGAAGAUCGAGACUACUGUAUCCCCGAGGACGAGGGUUCCGCCGGGAAGGGAGACUAUGUGAGCUUGGUGGAUAACCCGGAGCGGUUUACCGGAUACACCGGAGCAGGCGCAAACCAAGUGUGGAACGCUAUCUACAGCGAAAACUGCUUCUUGAAGCCUGUCGCCGAGGAGCUGGACGAGCAGUCGGCGAACGUCCCUAUGGGUGGCCUCCAAGCAGCCUCCGACUUCCGCAACGUGCUCCACAAGGAGUCGCAGCGAGUAGAAGGCCUGCCGCUGGAUAACGAGUGCUUAGAGAAGCGGGUGUUCCACCGCCUCCUGAGCGGUAUGCACGCUUCCAUCUCGACACAUCUGUGCUGGGAUUACCUGAACCAAACCACAGGCCAGUGGCACCCCAACGUGCAAUGCUUCCAGGAACGACUCCUCGACCACCCGGAGCGCAUCUCAAACAUGUACUUCAACUACGCGCUAGUAUCGCGCGCCGUGGCAAAACUCCGCAAGCACCUGGACGGGUACACAUUCUGCGCCAGCGACCCAGUGCAAGACCGCGAAACCAAAAAGCGCAUCAACAAGCUGACAAGCACCUUGUCUGAACUCCCUCAAAUCUUCGACGAAAGGAUCAUGUUCCAAGACCCCAACGCCCUCGGCCUGAAAGAGGACUUCCGCAACCGCUUCCGCAACGUCAGUCGUCUCAUGGAUUGCGUGGGCUGCGACAAGUGCCGCCUCUGGGGCAAACUCCAGGUAAAUGGAUACGGAACCGCGCUCAAAGUGCUGUUCGAAUACGACGAAACCAAGAACGGCGAGAACCCGCCCCUUCGCCGUACCGAGCUGGUCGCCCUCAUCAACACCCUCGGUCGCAUCUCGCACAGUAUCGCUGCUUCGCGCAGUAUGCAGCGAGCCCUGCUGACCGGCACUACUCACAUGUUCCCCGUCCACGGCGCUGUGCCCUCCUCCCACCACGCCAACGCCCUGGGCAAUAACAGACGAGUGUUCAGCGACGGAAAUAAUAACUUCUAUUUCGAAGGCGAAGGGCCCGACGACGAUUAUGUCUACGGCCGAGGCGUGGCACCAGAGCGGUACCCCUGGGAGCGCCAACCGCCUAGCCCAGACGACGGCUUCUGGGAAGAUUUGAAGAGCGAGUGGAAUAUGGUCUGGGGUAUGGUUGGGUAUAUCUGGCGGUCUUGGAUGGACCUCCCCUACACAAUUUUCCAAAUCGGCUCGUCAGAACUUAUUCGAUUGUACAAUUACUGGCUUGGAUUGCCGGUGCCUCCGCGCAUGUGGAAGCUGAAGAUGCCCCAGCCUCGUGCACAUACUCAACCCGCUGCCUAUGCUAAUCAUGACGAGUUAUGA
Penicillium expansum is the source of this 1839-nucleotide messenger RNA. Its product is annotated as ER oxidoreductin. Gene Ontology annotation, biological process: protein folding in endoplasmic reticulum. Lineage: Eukaryota; Fungi; Ascomycota; Eurotiomycetes; Eurotiales; Aspergillaceae. The coding region runs from base 1 to 1839 and encodes 612 amino acids. The record is from RefSeq and is a predicted model, not a curated record. The transcript is spliced from 3 exons. Gene Ontology annotation, cellular component: endoplasmic reticulum membrane; endoplasmic reticulum. Gene Ontology annotation, molecular function: thiol oxidase activity; protein-disulfide reductase activity; FAD binding.